Molecule: messenger RNA, 1981 nt
Organism: Stylophora pistillata
Lineage: Eukaryota; Metazoa; Cnidaria; Anthozoa; Scleractinia; Pocilloporidae
Product: BTB/POZ domain-containing protein 6-like
Biological process (GO): neurogenesis
Cellular component (GO): cytosol
Molecular function (GO): protein binding
Source: RefSeq, a predicted model, not a curated record
UUCGCGAGCAGUAUCUAAGUAUAUUCUACCGUGAUAUCUUCUCCUUGGUAUCUUCAAUUUUUGUCAAGCGCUAUCGUUUCUUGGUCACCAAUCAUUAUUAUAAGGAAAUCAAGUGAGACUUCCGGGGUAUGGGAGUUUUUGUAUCUAAAAAAAAGCGAACAAUACAGUAAGAGCAACGAUGGCCUCGAACUACGAAAUUUCAGCGGCUACUGGCUACAACACGUCUGCGGCUAUAAACAACACCGCCGCCUCUGCUGCGCUGGUUAUUGGUGAAUUUUGGCAGGAAAACUGUCUUACUCUUUUAGACAGAACUAAAUUUAUUUUCAACAAAGAGUUAUUAAGCGACGUAAAAUUUGUUGUUCCAGCGGCGUCAUCUAACGUGAGGCGAAUGAUCCCAGCUCACAAGCUUAUUCUUGCAAUCAGCAGUCCUGUGUUUUAUGCCAUGUUCUAUGGCCCAAUGGCGGAGACCAGAAGCUCUUUUGAAUUUCCUGAUUAUGAGUACGAAAGUUUGUUGGAGUUCUUUCGUUUCUUAUACCACGACGAAGUCAAUUUGAGCGAAAGUAAUGUACUGCAAGUGUUGCACCUGGCAAAGCAAUACAUGGUGCCUUCACUCGUGAAUAAAUGCACUAAGUAUUUGCGAGACAUUGUAGAUAUAUCAAAUGUGUUUGUGGUUCUAAUUCCCGCUCAGACAUAUGAAGAGAAAGAUUUGGAAGAUAAGUGCUGGAAAGUGAUUGAGAUGCAGGCAGAUCAGGCUGUGACGUCAAAGGAAUUUUUUACGGUUGAACGGUCUGUUGUUGAGUCUGUUGUGAAGAGAGAGACGUUGAAUAUAAAGGAAGUGGAUCUCUUUAAGGCAGUUAAUCAGUGGGCAACAAGAAAAAUUGAAACGGAAGAGAAAACUCCUGAUGGCGCCUUGAAAAGACAAGUUCUCGGAGAAGAAAUAGUAAAAGCGAUAAGGUUUGCCUUAAUGUCCCAGAGGGAGUUUGCCUCUGCUGUUCUAGAUUCGGGCAUUCUUACAGAUAAGGAGCGUGAAAGCAUGAUGAAAUACUACAGCAACGUUUCUACAGUCCCCCUCCCGUUCUUGGAAGUUAAAAGACAGCAAAUUAACUUUCCUCGGUGUCAUAGAUUUUUAGAGUUCCGUUCGCCAUGCAGUGGCUCUCAUGGUGACUGGAGGUACGACGGUCAUGUGACUGACAAGCUAAGGUUCUCAGUCAGUAAACAAAUCAGGCUUCGUGGAGUUCGGCAUUUUGGCUCUAAAGGAAAUGAGUAUACAAUUUCCUUGCAAGUGGACGAAAUCCAAUACUUCCCGACAAUGUGUCUGGUGCAAGAGUCUGGAAACUACGCUUCCUCUGAGAUGAAUCAGACUAGCAAAUAUGCUGGCUUUGAUGUAUUGUUUGUCAGUCCAGUUGUUCUAAAAGCAGAUCGUGAAUAUGAAAUAAGAUCUGUUAUCAAAGGCCCUUCGUCUUGGUACGGAGAGCGAGGCCAAAGCUCUACUGAGUACCAAGGAGUAGUUUUCACUUUCAAGCAUCCUUUGGAAAGCAACAGCCGAACCAAGGCAAGUCGCGGCCAGUUUCCAUCCUUCAUUUUCACAUGAAUUGUAUAGGUUGGUCCAGUUGCACUCAGCUGAGACAGGGAAGUCACUUAACAGUUUCAGGAGCCCAUGUUUGAAAUGUUGUGUAAUGUAUACAGAAAAAGAAUUUAUAUAUAUAUACUAUAAUCUUUAAUGAGGAUGCUAACGUCACAAAAAUGGUUUACAGGAAGGUCCUCUUAAGUUAAAAACUAAUGCAAAGAUAAAUUACAAAUAGCAACAAGGUGGUUAGAGUACCGCAUUUAACAAAGAGCCUCGUGUCCCUCAUCAUAGUUGGUAGUCCCCUCUACCAACUAUGCCCUCAUUCACAAUCAUCACUGCUUUAUAAUUGGAAUAAAGCGAAGUAGUUAGUUUGAGCUGAGCUUCGGACAAUUUUCAACUGUGUUUCGAAAUCAA